Molecule: messenger RNA, 3630 nt
Organism: Bacidia gigantensis
Lineage: Eukaryota; Fungi; Ascomycota; Lecanoromycetes; Lecanorales; Ramalinaceae
Exons: 6
Coding region: 1-3630 (1209 amino acids)
Biological process (GO): transport
Molecular function (GO): transporter activity
Source: RefSeq, a predicted model, not a curated record
AUGGGGAACGUCAUCUCCUUCGCCUCCAGCGAGCUCGAAGGCGCGCAAACCUCUGCCGAUACGUAUGACUUCGCGACCUCCUACGCUUUCAGUCCUGACAAUGCCAAUGAUUUCGGAAUCACAGCGACUUUGACAUACGGAGGCGAACCAGGACCCAUAACUCCUGUGGUGACAGUCCCUGCCGCCCCGACAGAUGGAGCACUACCUGGGACCUUCACAUGCAAUGAGUUUCCUGCUGGAGUGAGCCAAGCAUCCGUUCUGUGCCCUGGCCUUCACAACUCAGAAAUCUACCCGGGGACGGUCUCCCUAGCUUUCACAUCAGGCGAUCCUGUCACGCAGGGUUAUUACUCUGGGGCUUAUGCGUUUUCAGUCAUCGCGGCGGAAACUCCAGCCCCGGUGGCGCGUCUUGCUUUUGCUUCACUAGCUGCACCAGCCAUAACCGUUUAUGACACUACGGUUACUGAAACAAGCACGGUCACUACAACUCUGCCAAAGACUACACAGACUGUCCUGAGUGAAUGUCCCUCGAGUUCAGGUCAGCAAAAUGGCACAGUCAGCGGUACGGGCACAGGUUCCACAUCCAAAUCAAUUGUAUCUACAGGGGGUUUGAAACCCUCAUCGAACAGCACAACCAUCUAUCCCACAGGGACGUCCUCGAUACGCCCUUCGGGCUUGGUGUCGGCAUCAGGAACUGCUCCUACGUCCAAAUCAAACUCAAGCCUGUCCAUAUCUGGCACAGGGACCAAAAAGCCAACUUCGCCUUCAUCAGGCUUUAGCUCACCAUCUGGAAAUAUCAGGCCAUCGGGAAGUAGCAAAGCCUCAGGCUCGGGAAUCAAUUCUCCAGGAGGAAGCGGACUUCCAUCGAGCAGACCGUCUCUGUCACCUUCGGGUCAGUCAGGUGUCUCAGCUCAGAACUACAGCUCUUCCACCACCUCUUUCCAAGCAAGUGAAGCCUCUAGCUUACCCACAAUCACUAAUUCCGGGGCUUCCACAACAUCAACGUCCACGCAUGUUACGGUUACGACCAUUACAACCGAAAUCACGACAUACGUGCCUUGCUCCAGCGCUAUCGCAACCCAGGGAUCAAGUACAAUUUAUUCGAGUUCUUUGACUCCAUCCGUCAUUACGAAGACGAUCACUGCCACAACCACGGAAUACACAGUUGUCUGCCCCGCCACACCUGCAGGUCAGCAAGCACCGACAGGCCAAGCAUCGCCUGCAGAGGUCUCAACAAAGCAGAUAUGGGUAACGAUCACAGAGUCUUUGACAACCACAGUUUGCCCGAGUUCGCCUCCGCCCCCACCUUGUACCACGGCUGCCCCACUAGAGAAGAGAGAUGCAGGUUUUGGCCCUCCGGAUUUGACCAUCGUCAAUGGAGUGACUACGACCGGAGCUUCAAAUGGAGGAGGGGGCGGCGGAAGUGGUAGCAGCAGCAGCAGUAACAGCGGAGGCGGAACCUCAACUGUUCACGCAACUAGCACCAGUACGGUGACGGAAACAAGCGUCGGCACCCUUGAAGUUCCAACUCCUAUAACGUACGGCUCCAACCUCAUCGCGCAUGCGCCAGGAAAGCAGAGGAGCUUCGUACAGACUGCAGAAUGGGUUGGCCACAGUGCAAUAGGACGGAGGAAUAUGAGAGUAGUAAGUCGCCUUGCCCCGGAUUCAGUGUGUUUCUCUAACGGUUGUUCUGCAGUUGAUGAGGCGAGGAUAUGGAAGGAUGUGCAAUUUCACCACGUUGGCUUGAUUCUUUCAGCUCUCUUUGGAAGCAUAGCUAUACUUUUCUCUUGGUACCUAGUAUGGCGACACUGCACCCAUUAUCUCAAGCCGUGGGAGCAGAAACAGUGUGUCCCCCUCUUGCCCCACCAUGGCCCUCCCAUAUGGAGCGCAUUGGGACUGACCAAAUACAGCAUCAUUCGCAUCCUCUUCAUGGUCCCCGUCUACGCCUUUGUUUCCUUCAUGUCUUACCUCUUCUACAGACACGCCGUCUACUACGAAGUCAUCCGCGAUUGCUACGAAGCCUUUGCGAUCGCAAGCUUCUUCUCCUUGUUAUGCCAUUACAUUGCGCCGGACCUGCAUAGUCAGAAGGAUUACUUCAGAGGCGCUACGCCAAGGAAUUGGGUCUUACCUAUCAGUUGGUUACAGAGGUGUACUGGAGGACAGCACGGGUUCUUCAAGAUUCCAAGAAGCGGCCUGACCUGGUUCAACAUCAUAUGGUUUGGGGUAUUCCAAUAUUGCUUCAUUAGGGUCUUCAUGACUUGUGUGGCGGUCGUGACUCAGGCGAUUGGCAUUUACUGCCUGGAGUCUCUCAGUCCAGCUUUUGCACACAUAUGGGUCAUGGUCAUAGAAGGCGGCUGCGUUACCGUCGCGAUGUACUGCUUGAUCCAGUUCUAUGUCCAGCUUAGAGAAGAUCUAGCGGAGCAUAAGCCACUCCUCAAAGUUGCAGCAAUUAAACUCGUCAUAUUCCUUUCCUUCUGGCAGACAAUCCUCAUCUCGAUACUCACCGGCUCCGGCUCAAUCAAGCCGUCGGCCACGAUUCAAACACCUGACAUCAAAAUCGGCAUUCCUUCCAUGCUCCUCUGCAUCGAAAUGGCCAUCUUCAGCGUCUUCCACUUAUGGGCUUUUCCCUGGCAAGUCUACGAUAUCCGACGAUCCGCAAUCGUAGCCUCCGAGUCUGCUCCUGGUUUCGAGCCUGAUCCAAAAACCGCCUAUCAGGGUGGUCGCUUCGGCCAAAACGCCCUGAUGGACGCUUUCAACCCCUGGGAUCUCAUCAAAGCCGUUGGUCGAGGUUUCAAAUGGAUGACCGUCGGCCGGCGGAAACGCAUGGACGACGUCUCCUACAAAAAUCCCCGAAUGGGUGCGGGUCUCGAGCCCACCAGAAAUCAACUCACCGCUUUCUCCACCGACAACAACCCGAACAACACAAAUGCCGAUCCCUAUGACAGUCACGCAAAUGACAACACAGCUUAUCUUCCCCCGAAGUCUCCAGGCAAGCAACAGGCCCACGGCCACUACCGAACCCUCACCACCUCCCGUUCCUCAGCAGAGGAAGAAGACCAAUCCCGUCUCCUCGCACAUGCCCAGAGUAAUCCUACCUCCAAUCCCUCACAACACCGCCCUAAUGUUCCCUAUCUCUCCUCCCAAAACCCCUCCUCCAACCUCGAGUAUCCCCGCCCCAUGUCCCGGCACCCACCCCGCGAUCCAGCCCUCUCUGCUGGGGAAAUUGGCACCGCCGUCCCUUACGACCCUUAUACGCGGGCCAAAUCGCCUUACUAUCAGGAUAGCUCAGGGCAUCUUGCUCCAAGCGUUGGGGUUGGGGAGCAGUAUGGCAUAGCCUCUUCAUCAGCAGGUACGACACCUGAGCGCGGCAGCCUCGACAGCCAGGACACCUCGUACCGUUCGCAACGAUCUGGGGCGCAUGGCAGGAAUAUUUCUGGCGGUAGUAAUGGCGCAAGCGGGCUUAGGUCUGUGACACCGGCUGCAAUACCGCCGGAUGAGAUGCCCCUCGGUCCGCCGGGACGGAGGAGCGCGGAACAAGAGCAUCAGUGGAGAGAGAGGGGGAGGAUGAGCGGGAACUUGGGGGUGGGCACGGCGUUGGUGAUAAUAGAUUCUGAAGCGUGGACAGAACGGUGA